AUGCAACCACACGGAUAUCCACAAAUGAAUUUUGACCAAUCUCAAGCUGCCUGGAAUCAAGCUGCCUGGAGUCACGCAUUUGCAAUGUCUCAAUCGAACGUCGCGAAUACCCCAGGUGGUGUCUAUCCCGGAUACAUCUUCGGACACUCAGAAAGCUCCUCUGGAUCUGACGAAUCGAUGAAUAGUAGAGGUGAUCCAAAAAUGUCGCCGAGAUAUCGUGAGAAAAGACAAAAGAACAAUCUGGCCGCCAAGAAGUCGAGAAAAGUACGAAAAGAAAGAGAGAUGAAUUUUGCAAAGGAGAAUCAAGAACUGAAGGAGAAGUGCGCCGAAACAACUAAAUUAUAUCAAAGAGCGGUGGAGGACGUUGACAAGAUGAGAGAGGCGCUCAAUAGGCUUGUAAUGGAAAACAAUGAGCUGAAAGUGAGAUUAGCUGCUUUGGAAAACGGAAAGUACCAACAACAUAAUGUCCUUCGAGAAGUCACCAAUGCCAAUCACUAUAACAUCGAGCCAAAAUACGAGCUCGAACGCCUUGGAUAA
This is a messenger RNA of Caenorhabditis briggsae, 537 nucleotides long. It is a transcript of the gene Cbr-zip-8, whose product is annotated as Protein CBR-ZIP-8. The transcript is spliced from 4 exons. Lineage: Eukaryota; Metazoa; Nematoda; Chromadorea; Rhabditida; Rhabditidae. The coding region runs from base 1 to 537 and encodes 178 amino acids. Gene Ontology annotation, biological process: regulation of DNA-templated transcription. The record is from RefSeq and is a predicted model, not a curated record. Gene Ontology annotation, molecular function: DNA-binding transcription factor activity.